Messenger RNA from Tuber aestivum (summer truffle), 2222 nucleotides. The record is from the annotation of a GenBank genome assembly. Lineage: Eukaryota; Fungi; Ascomycota; Pezizomycetes; Pezizales; Tuberaceae.
GAAACCACGCUUCUUAUAACUUACUGUACAUUCACACGGGAGUUACUGCAAGCUCAUGUACUGUACUGGCACCCCGUUCUCUGGGUCGCCGCAGUUGUUCCUGGAACCAUUUCCAGGGACCGAGUACAGCACUGUACUCGUAGACUAAGGCGCUAAAUUUUAUCGCUGAUUACCAUUGCAGGUACCCCGAGUUCCAGUAAUGGAUUCGGUUCUGUCUGUGCCCUCCUUGUCCUUGCAGUGCAAAGUCGCCCGACUUCCCCAACUGGGUCAGCAGUCUCGGGCUGCUUCUCGAAUAAUCACCCUCGCGGAGCCUGACCCAAACCUCGGGAUAACCAUGACACAGCAACCGCACGAAGAUCGCCGUGUGGGGUACUAACGGCGAUCAACACGUGCUGUGGAAUUGUCCAUAGAGCCUCAAGGUGCGAGGGUUGGAUUCGCUUUCGGGAUUAUUGUGGGAGGCCUGGACCACUAGUUACUAACUUGACAGAGAGGCAAAGCCGACUGGCCAAUCUCAAUCACCCGCGGUGGAUCAUUCCUCAAGCCCGAACAAUAGUGUUUGCACCGUGAAGCCCCGCCACAUUGACAAACAGCAUAGUCAACAAACCAACAGCGAUAACCCCUUUCGAGGACCCCUUAAUCCCCCCUAACAAGAUACUGGCAAAUACUCUGCAAUUUCACAAUUAACCAAACCAAAGACAGUGCUGAUAGUCUGUGCCGGGGGCGCAUGUCCCCCAGCCACGUUACGGGACCUCUCCCGUGAGCUUGUAGGUGUUAUUCGGCCAGACCAGCUUUGGACGACCGUGUUUUCCAUACGGCUAGCCGGGAAGUAUCGAUCCGAGACCAUGCUGUUCACAAGAGCGCUCAAGUCGGUCCGGUGGGUUGAGACACUCUUUUGUAUUUGUGCCGAUAUGACCGGUGUCGGUAGUCUCUGCUCCCCUCAGUUCACGGGCUCAGCGAUUUCCUCUCCGUGAUUUUCAUUCAUAACGUGGCUCUCUUCUGCCAUAGAUUAAAUCCUUCCCGUCCCAAACCCACCCUAUCUUUGAAUUAUUAUCUGGAAAACCUCGGGGCUGGGUCCGCUGGCGGGGGUUUCGGCAUUCCAGCUGCGUAUCUCUCUCCCUAAGGAGCUCGGCAGGUUCGCCCGCCCUGCGGAUCUGGUUCUCCUUCAGGGGUUAACUAUAUCUCCAAAGCACCCAAGCCCGCAUCGAGAUUCGCUAACAAGGGCUAUAGGGGUUCCGAGGCUAAUGCAAUGGCUCUGUCGACUGGAUAUCCAGAUCCACAUACCCAGGAUAUCAUCGCUCUAGCCAUCCAGCUAGGCCAAUGUCACUUCCCUGGGAUCAACGAGCUUCAAUUUCUUGGGGAAGCCCCUCUUGAACCCAUGGAGUGCCUAUUUGUUUUUAGCAGGGCUCGCGAAAACCCAGAUUACAAGAAUAAACACCAUCCUCCCGAAGUCGCCGCCGGCAAAAUCAUCUAUACUGCUGCCCUUUCCGGAGGUCGUGCCGCGCCCAAGGGGACUAUAGUAUACUGCACCCUAAGAGUUCGAUGUGUCUGAUCCUACCCUCCCAGGCGCAUUCCCUAAAUCAAAAGCAGGCAUACCUGCACUAAGGCUGCCGAAGCAGCCAAUUGUAACAGAUACCGCAACUCUAGACCCUCUAGCACCCCACAAAGAGUACUAGAUUCUUAUUCUAGACUUAGCAACGCGGCUCAGGGGUGUCCCCACGGGGGUUUACGAGCAAUCAGUUGGUGCCAGACCUGCAGAUACGGUUGUGCGCGAACCGGGUCCCAUGUCUGGGCGGAUGGGGCGGUCAAUGAGCAGUUGCCAGGUGUAUUUGUAGGGCGAACCGGCAGACGCGUGUUUGGUUGUCGAAGCAGCGUGAUAUGCCAAAUCUUCCUGUUUUUUUUUGGGGGGGGGGUUUUCUUUCGUGAGGUCAAUUUUCUCGGGGGCGCUGGAGCGUAUGUCGCUAGGUUGCUAACGAGGACUUUCUAGAUGAGCGGUAUAGCUUACGGUCACCCAUUCACCGCAUGCCUCCCCAGUGCGCGGGGGUAUGGAAGACAUUGUGGGCAAUGCGCUAGAUUGCUACUUAAGGGGAAUUCGGGAUGACUACACCCAACGGACUGUUUCUCAUAUCUCUCCUCACGAUUCUUUUGGCACGCGGGUCUUGCGGUAGUUGAUUUGGCUGCUGCGCGCUAGGGAUGUUGGGAAACUAUGCAUUACAGUAUCCGUU